CUCGUUCCCUUCCUACUUUGCUUCUCUCCUUUUCUUCUUCUUCUUCUUCAUCUGCUUGCUUUAAAAACCCCUCUCAGAUUUUGCAUUUCAUCGCACCACACUAUUCACUCUCCCACCCCGCUCCCUCCCUUUUCUCCCUGCGUGUGGAAAAAAAAUGGCGUCUAGGGUUUCAAUUCUCUUCUUCGUCUCCGCUCUCGUUCUGAUCGGCGCUGUUUCGGCGGCUGAGGAGGCCGAGUCCAAGGAGUUCGUGCUCACACUCGACCACACCAAUUUCACUGACACUGUCGCCAAGCACGAUUUCAUCGUCGUCGAGUUCUACGCUCCAUGGUGUGGACACUGCAAGAAUCUUGCUCCAGAGUAUGAGAAGGCUGCGGCGGCAUUGAGCAGUCAUGAUCCCCCAAUCGCCUUGGCAAAGGUAGAUGCCAAUGAGGAGGCAAACAAGGAGCUUGCCACACAGUAUGAGGUUCGGGGGUUCCCAACUCUGAAAAUUUUGAGGAAUGGAGGGAAGGCAAUUCAGGAAUAUAAGGGUCCUCGUGAAGCUGACGGUAUUGUUGAGUAUUUGAAGAAACAGAGUGGUCCUGCUUCAGCUGAGAUUAAAUCGGCAGAGGAUGCCAGUACUCUUAUCGAUGAAACUAAGAUAUUUAUUGUUGGGGUGUUCCCGAAGUUUUCUGGUCAGGAGUUUGAAAACUACAUGGCUUUGGCCGAGAAGUUGCGGUCAGAAUAUGAAUUUGGUCACACUACCAGUGCCAAAUUCCUUCCGCGUGGUGAAUCGUCUGUGACUGGACCGUUGGUUAGGUUGUUCAAGCCAUUUGAUGAACUCUUUGUUGAUCAUAAGGAUUUUAGUUCAGAAGCUCUGGAGAAGUUUGUUGAGGAGUCCAGCAUACCCAUAGUGACUGUUUUCAAUAGCGACCCAAACAAUCACCCCUUUGUUAUCAAGUUUUUUAACAGUCCCGAAGCCAAGGCUAUGUUGUUUGUGAACUUCACCAAUGAGGCUGCUGAAUCUUUCAAGUCCACAUACAAAGAAGUUGCUGAGCAAUACAAGGGACAAGGUAUUAUCUUUUUGAUUGGAGAUGUUGAAUCUAGUCAAGGCGCCUUCCAGUUCUUUGGACUUAAAGAAGAACAAGUGCCCCUUCUCAUUGUACAAACAAACGACGGACAGAAGUACCUGAAGCCAACUUUGGGUGCGGACGAUAUUGCUCCUUGGCUCAAGGAUUACAAGGAAGGCAAAGUUUCACCGUAUAGGAAAUCCGAGCCGAUUCCAGAAUCUAAUAACGAGCCUGUGAAAGUUGUAGUUGCCGAUACCCUACAGGAGCUUGUUUUCAACUCCGGGAAAAAUGGCAAGUCAUAAAUCCAUGGAGAACUCUGUAGCUUUGUCCCUUCCUGUUUCAUGGGUUCUGAAUAUUCUGGAAUGUCAUGUUCUUUACAGUUCUACUGGAGUUCUACGCUCCAUGGUGUGGGCACUGCAAGAAGCUAGCUCCCAUUCUGGACGAAGUUGCUCUGUCCUUUGAGAAAGAUUCUAGUGUGCUCAUUGCAAAACUUGAUGCAACUGCAAACGACCUCCCCAGUGAUACAUUCGAUGUGCAAGGAUACCCGACUGUGUUCUUCCGAUCGGCGAGCGGGAACUUGGUGCAGUACGAAGGGGAUAGAACCAAGGAAGACAUCAUCGAGUUCAUCGAAAAGAACAAGGAUAAACCAGCAGUUGCCCAGCAACAACAGCAGGAAGAAGUAUCCAAGGAGGAACCAGCAAAAGAUGAGCUCUAAACUAGCUUCUGCUCUUAGGAGUUCUGUGUUCAUUUCUCCUCUGUAUCAGUUUUGGGCAAGCAAAAACAAAAUCUAGUCGGUAGUUUACCCUUCUAACUCUGCUGUCUUAAUAAUAAAAUGUUAGCUAGCCUAGCCUCUAUAGGUUUUGUAGAAACAGAAAGAUGUUGCCUAACGUGAGUUCUCUGAUCUUUCCCUCACUUCCUAGUUGUGCUUGCCUGUUCGGUAAACCUACUAUCACUCUAUCAGCCAUUCCCGUAACGAAAAAUGUGGGUCAAUAGUUGAGGCAUCAAUCGGGUAGGUUCGAGUUGGGUUGAGUUGGGUUUAGUAGGAGGAAUGUAGGUUAUGCAUUUAUCAGGUUGCGAGUCAAUUGGGUAGGUUUGCGUCGGGUUUAGUCGGAUUGUUGGUUAGGAGUUAUUAGGUUGUGAGUUAGUUGGGUUUGGGUUCAUCGGGUUGUGGAUUAGUCGGAUUGCAAGUUAAUUGAGUUGUGGGUCAGUUGGGUUAUGGUUAAUUGGGUUGCAGAUCAGUCGGGCUACGAAUUGAUUGGGUUAUAGGUCAGUCGGAUCGAGUCAAUCAAGUUGCAGGUCGAUCGAAUUACGGGCAAGUCAAGUUAUGAGUCUACCACAUCUCUGCCUCCAAAUCCCGGAGAUAAACCAGCUCCAUAAAACCCCAAUCAACAAGCCAUCAAAACAUUAUUUUGUUCAGCAAUGGAACUUACCCAGUCUAGCAUACCACUCCACUCCUCAGGCGAAGUAAAUCUGUUUAUUAAAGAGCACAACACAGCCCUACAAAAAGAACACUUGCAGAACAGGUCCUCUCUGGUUUCAGGUUCAGUGUUGCAUAGCUGCACUUGUCUUCAUAAACAGUCCCCCAGACCUUCAACUUCUUUGAAAGGGUAUAUAUGUCAUCCAAUAUUGGGUGAUUGCAAGCAGGGCAGAUGAGUUCCUCAAUUUGCAUGGAAUCUGGCUCUAUUUCUUCAAAAUUCUUUGUCACAAAUAACUGUUGGUAGAACUUUACUGCUGCAUCAGCAAUUUCACCAGUAUCUGUUAUUUCCUCCCUUGUCUCCAGGACCAAUCUUCUAAUCUGUUUUCUUGCUUUCCUUAUUUUGAUAGUAUAUGGUGGGGAAAAAGAUGUAUUAUAGUC
Messenger RNA from Linum tenue, 2901 nucleotides. The record is from the annotation of a GenBank genome assembly. NCBI's taxonomy places the organism in Eukaryota, Viridiplantae, Streptophyta, Magnoliopsida, Malpighiales, Linaceae.